Messenger RNA from Trypanosoma theileri, 1305 nucleotides. Its product is annotated as putative serine/threonine protein kinase. The transcript has a single exon. Gene Ontology annotation, biological process: intracellular signal transduction; peptidyl-serine phosphorylation. The record is from RefSeq and is a predicted model, not a curated record. Gene Ontology annotation, molecular function: protein serine/threonine kinase activity; ATP binding. The coding region runs from base 1 to 1305 and encodes 434 amino acids. NCBI's taxonomy places the organism in Eukaryota, Euglenozoa, Kinetoplastea, Trypanosomatida, Trypanosomatidae.
AUGUCGGAGGAAGGGAAAUCCAAGGUGGGAACCGAUGAGAAGGUUGUCGUGGCGAAAAAAUAUACCGGGGAAUAUUAUGUUCUUGGAAUGAUGCGGGAUAAAAAAACCUUUGCGAUAGAACACUCACAUGCUCGACAGAAAAAACAUACUGCUGAUGAAUUUACUAUUGGCGAUAUAAUAGGUAGAGGUUCGUUUGCUGAGGUAUACCAGUGCUGGAGACCAGAUGAACCUGAUUUAAUUUAUGCGAUGAAAAAAAUUCGGAAAGAUUUGAUUGUACAGAGACAACAAACUCUUAAUAUUCAUACAGAACGUGACCUUUUAUCAGAUGCUAAAUCUAGGCUUAAAAAAGUAAGUUCUCCAUGGAUUACUGAUCUAGUAGUAACUUUUCAGGAUCCUGAUUUUUUAUAUAUAGUUACUGAAUAUUGUUCUGGAGGUGAUAUGAUUUCUUGGCUUAUCCGACAUGAUAUAUUUUCUGAAAGUACAGCAAAGUUUUAUAUAAUGGAGUUGGUUUUGGCUUUGAACUCUCUACACAAAAUGGGAUAUGUUCAUAGAGAUGUAAAGCCAGACAAUAUUCUUAUUGAUCGGGAUGGUCAUAUAAAACUAGCUGAUUUUGGAUUAUCGAAAAGGGAUCCACAAUGGCUAGAUGAUUUGUGCCGAUCCAAUUUUGAAGAAGUAGAAGAAGAUGGUGUUGACAUUACAAAACGGUUUAAAGAUAAGAAAGAAAGGAGAGUAUUGUUUUUUUCUACAGUUGGAUCUCCUGCUUAUAUUGCACCUGAAGUUCUUCUUGGACAAGGGUAUAGUUAUUCUUGCGAUUGGUGGAGUGUUGGUAUAAUUUUAUAUGAAAUGCUUUGCGGUUAUCCACCUUUCUUUAAUGAUAGUCGAACUGGAACGGCAAAGAAAAUUGUUCAUUUUAAACAAUACCUGGAGUUUCCUCAGGGAUCAGAAUCUAUAUCACCUGAAGCUGUUGAUUUAAUUUCUCAUUUGAUUGCAGGACCUGAAGAUCGUUACGGUUUUGAAGAAAUUAUACGACAUCCUUUUUUCACUGGGCUCCCUACUACUGACAGAAUUCGUCAUGAAAAGGCUCCUUUUUCUGUCGAGAUAACUCAUGCAAGGGAUCAGCAGUAUUUUGAACCCGCUGCUGACAAUGCGGCCAUUCAGAAACAACCUCUUGUUACUGUGUCUAGAGAAGAUCAGGCUGUAUUUGUGGGAUUUACUUCUAAAUUAAGUGAUCGGGGUCAGUCAACCACUCUUUCUGGUGCUCUUGGAAGAUUUCAUGAACUGCAGGAUUUUUCAGAUGAAGACUAG